This is a messenger RNA of Harpegnathos saltator (Jerdon's jumping ant), 5487 nucleotides long. RefSeq names its product trehalase. The record is from RefSeq and is a predicted model, not a curated record. The coding region runs from base 774 to 2639 and encodes 621 amino acids. The transcript has 7 exons. Gene Ontology annotation, molecular function: alpha,alpha-trehalase activity. NCBI's taxonomy places the organism in Eukaryota, Metazoa, Arthropoda, Insecta, Hymenoptera, Formicidae. Gene Ontology annotation, biological process: trehalose catabolic process.
UGUUUGGCAAGGAGCUCGCCGUUGCCUGAGUUGCAGCGGGCAGCGCACCAAUCAGUUCCAUCAAAAGCAUCGUCGCGAGCCCGUCAGCGAGAAGCUCGGCCGCUAUCAGCUCGUCAGAUCCAGGGGAGAUGUGGCCUCGUUUCUGGAGUUGAAACCGCCGCGCCGGCUGCGAAAAUCCGUGGGCCCGCAUCCGAAGUCGAUCACGAAAAAGUAAGGGUCACUCGCUUAAGGAUCAUCCCGCGCAAUCAUCCUCGUAUUUUCGCUAAAAAAAAAAGCGAAGCACGAGAGACUGUUGAGUCGAGCCGUGCCUGAAGAAGAGAAAGAAAUAGAAAGAAAGAAAGGAACGAGAAGAAGUCGAAAACCUGACCGAUAAGAUACGGGAGAGAACCGUAAGACGAAGGAAAUACUGUCACUGGAACGAGAGUGAAGGGGUGACAGAAGGAAGGAGAAAGAGGGAAAGCAACACAUACACACGUAGUAACAUACAAAGUAACAUCGUGUCUAUAUCUGUCGUUAUUGUUUUCAUUUUUUUUUUUACAUAUCGCACUAGUCUCUAAACUUUGAAGAGAAGGAAAGAAAAAGGUGAAGGAAACGAUUAAACAGACCAUACGCUCACACUCACCCGGUAAUUCGCACAACGAGAGAACAAGAGAGGGAGGAGGGGAAGAGAGAGAGAAAAAGAGAGAGAGAGAGAGAAAGAGAGGGAAGAGAAAGAAAGAGAUAGAGAGGGAUUAAUCGCAGGGAGAAACGCGCCGAAAAAAAAAAUUAAGAACAUGGCCAUGGUCUCGACAUGCUCCGUUUUGACGUAUCGCCUGCUGAACGCUGCACUCCUCCUCACGUUCCUCAUCGUUCUACAAAGCUCUGCCACUGUCGCGGACGAGCCGGGCACGACGAAACCGCACCCGUGCUCAAGCGAGGUGUACUGCUACGGCGAGCUGCUGCACACGGUACAAAUGGCCGCCGUGUACAAAGACUCCAAGUACUUCGUCGACAUGAAGAUGAAGCGACCGCCGAACGAGACGCUCGCGUCGUUCCGCGCUUUCAUCAACAGCGUGGCCCAUCCGCCCAAGAAGCACCAGGUCGAAAAGUUCCUCAACGACACGUUCGAGCCGGCCGGCGCCGAGUUCGAGGACUGGGACCCGGCCGACUGGACCGCCAGUCCCGCGUUUCUGCGCAGGAUCGAGGACAACGACCUGCGGAAAUUCGCCGCCGAGCUCAAUGACAUCUGGAAGAUGCUGGGCAGGAAGAUGAAGGAGGACGUGCGGAUCAACGAGGAGCUCUACUCGAUCAUCUACGUGCCGAACCCGGUGAUCGUGCCCGGCGGCAGGUUCCGCGAAUUCUACUACUGGGACUCGUACUGGAUCAUCAAGGGCCUGCUGCUGUCGGAGAUGCGCACCACCGUCAAGGGCAUGCUCGACAACUUCGUGUCGAUCGUCGACAAGCUCGGCUUCAUACCGAACGGCGGCAGGGUCUACUACAAGAUGCGCUCGCACCCGCCGCUGCUGAUACCGAUGGUGGACGAGUACCUGAAGAGCACCGAUGAUCACGCCUGGCUCCGGGAGAAUCUCUGGCUGCUGGAGAAGGAGUUCGACUUCUGGAUGACCAAUCGCACCGUGACCGUCGAGCGGGACGGCGUCAACUACACGUUGGCGAGGUACUACGAGGAGUCGUCGGGCCCGCGGCCGGAAUCCUACAAGGAGGACUACCUGACGGGCCAGAGUUUCCGAACCACCGAGGAGAAAGACAAUUACUACGCGGAAUUGAAAACGGCGGCCGAGUCCGGCUGGGACUUUUCCAGUCGGUGGUUCGUGUACGAGGGCACCAACAAGGGUAACUUGACAAAUCUCAAGACCAGAUCUAUCAUCCCGGUCGACCUGAAUGUCAUAAUAUAUCGGAACGCCCGACUAUUGGCCAAGUACAAUCGUCAGACGGGCAACGAGACGAAGGGCGCGUAUUACGACGACGUAGCCGAGAAGUGGAAGGAAGCGGUCAGGAUUGUGUUGUGGCACGAGGAGGUGGGCGCCUGGUUGGACUACGACAUAAUGAACGACAUCAAGCGCGACUACUUCUAUCCGACCAAUAUCUUGCCGCUCUGGACCGACUGCUACGACACGUCCAAGAAGGCGGACUACGUGUCGAAGGUGCUCAAGUAUCUUGAGAAGAAUCAGAUCAUGCUGAACCAGGGCGGCAUACCGACCACGUUGGAGCACUCUGGCGAACAGUGGGACUAUCCCAACGCCUGGCCGCCGCUGCAGUAUUUCUUCAUCAUGUCGUUGAACAACACGGGCGACGCGUGGGCGCAACGGCUGGCCUACGAGAUAAGCGAGAAGUGGGUCCGCAGCAACUACAAGGCUUACAACGAGACGCACAAUAUGUAUGAGAAGUACGACGCGACUGUCUCGGGCGGCCACGGUACUGGAGGUGAGUACGAAGUUCAGCUUGGUUUCGGCUGGUCGAACGGGGUCGUUAUGGAUUUGCUGGAUAAGUAUGGCGACAGGUUGACCGCGGAGGAUUACUUCAAGCCCGGCGACGUGAUCGAGAACGCGGCACCACAGCAGGUUGUCGUCUCGACAGCUGGUAAGAUGCUGAGCGGGAUUCUAGCUAUCAUCAUAUCAUUAGCGGCAGGAUUUAUAGGGUGAGAUAUCCGCAGUGAUCUAAGUCAGCUAGGAUAUUAUUCGUGAAAGGUUCGAAGAGAUCGGUCGAUCGGUAGAUACUUCCGGUCUCGAGAGAGAUCGACACCAGAGGUCGAUCCGAAUAAUAUCUUUGUCCUUCUCGCCUCGAGCGUCCAGUUUGCACGAUUUUUGUUUUGGACUGGACGAUCGGCGGAAGAGAUCGCGUAACGGGUAAAGGGACCAAAUAGAAGCAAGUGCGGGCACUGAUCUUCUUACGGAUACUUCUAAGAGACUCCGAGUACGCACGCGAGGGAGCCUCGAAACGACGAGCGUCGUGUUUUUUAUUCUUGCCACACGUGCUUCCAAAGGAUAUUUCAUAAGUCGCAGGAUAAUACGUACAUACACAUAUACGAGUAUUAUACACAUAUAUAUUUUUUAAGGACAUUUCUUCGCCGAGAAAUUACGCCGUGAUACUUUGAGUAUUAUUCCUUGCAGAAGGGGCACGAAUCUUCUUCUAAUCUAAUUGACGAAUCUCUCAUUUUCUUUCGCCUAUAUGAUCCCUUUCUUAUUCGCGAUUUUAUGCUCGAUCGAAAUCUCCGGAUUAGAUUAGUCGGGGGACUGUGUGAUGCUGCCAGGUAUGUUUUACAAACGUAUCGCAACGUAUGCUUUCCUCUCUUCAGGGAUCUCCUCGUGGCCCUUCUCGUUGACGAAUAGCGUAGACAGGAUUUAUCAUUGUCUGACAAUCGUCGUUUAAUUACUUAAUCGUUCCAUCAGACGUGCGCUGUCGCGAAAGACGUUUCUGUGAUCAUUUGAACGAACUACUUCGCUGGUCGAAUUACGUUCAUAGCAUUCUCCUUCUCGCGGGAGCCUACACGAGCUACUCUUAGGCUGGCUCCAGAUCUGAGAGAAGUCGACGAAUUCUCGAAUUUAGCCGAUGCCGACGCGACGAGCCGACGAUGUACGUUACUUCGUAUUGAAAUUAGCUAUUUCGCUCUUUCGAAUAUUGUAUUACUAGUAUUAUUAGCUGUUAGAUAAAUUAUUACGUCGCACUUGUAUAUACAUAUACAAAGCCGAGGAGAGAGAGAGAGAGAGAGAGAGAGAGAGAGAGAGAGAGAGAGAGAGAGAGAGAGAGAGAGAGAGAGAGAGCGAGAGAACCGACAUCUCUCGUGGAGGAUACAUUCCGCACAGGAGAUGACGACAAGUCGGACAAACGAGUUCCUCGUGUGAGCGAAAAGAAAGACGAAGGACCACCGACGCUUUCGGCGGAAUUAGUCACGGAUCAACAGAAAUGUAACGAGAGAAAGAUUCCGCUCCUCCUCAUUCUCCGCAAGAAGAGCGGACUCAUCUAGUCAGUUAUGCGUAGUUAGAUGCGCCUAGCUAGCUUACUUUUACGAAUCCGCAACGGCGACAUCGAAGAUCGCGCGGGGCUAUCGUCGCUGUCAACCUCGCCACCGAUAGACCUCGGGAAUCCCCCCGUCCGUCGCUCGAAAAGUACCUUAACGCACGAUCCCGGACCAGUGAGUCGACGGUUGGCAUUGAGCGUUGAACGCGAGCCGAAGAAGAGCGGUGAUAACGCUGACGGAUGGACCGGCGAUGGGCUAGUUGAUAACGCUGCCGUCGACAGCCCGCAGUGACAAGGAUAGUCCGCCUCCGAUUCGAGCGGAUUGUCGCCUAGACGCGUGUUAGCAAUUCUUUCUUGUCCAUUCGCGAUUCAGCCGCCUCGCGGCAAGUCGCAGCAAGCGCGGCCUCGACGCACCGAUAAUAUAUAUACGUACACUUAUAUAGCGAAAUAUAUAUUUAGGAAAAGGUAGAAAAAAAUAUAGAAAGAGAGAAAGAGAUACCAUGAUCUCGCAAACUGUCCUGUCGCGCCCAUUCCUCGGAUCGCGCUGAGAGUAGAUUCUCCGAUGAAGAACGAGACACGUAUUUUUACGGGAGAAAACUCGAGGAUUGCGACAGUCCUCGAGGAGAGAACGCAGAAAUGUCGAGCGCGAGCUCGCGUAUACGUGUCUCGGCAGGAUUUUGUAUAAUUUAUUCGCGUUUAUCGAAUCGCUCUCCAAGCAGGAUCGGCAAAUCCGCCGAUUAAUUAGCUUUGUAUCUCUGCAUUCCGAACGAUAUGCACCGGCUCAGUCGACGUUUUUUUCUUUUUUCUUUCCCCCUCGUCGCUCUUUGCACCUGUUAUACACCGUCGGUGUAGACGAGAGUCUCUCAGGCAUAAGGCAUGCUUGCGCGAGGUAUGUCGCGCGAUGCGAACCGUACAGUAAAGUCGACGCGAGUGUCCGCGCGACGCAUGCUCUCCCCGCAUCCGAGUCCACCUCCUUGGGCGAUAACUAUCAAUAAAAUAAAUAAAUCGAAGUGUCCAUGUAACACCCGUCCUUUCAACAACGCACUUCCACCGAGGCGAGAACGUCAUGCAUGCACGCAGGCAGGUAGUGACCGUGCUCGUUCUCGUUCUCGUUCGUAUUAACGACAUUAACGUGUUAGAGAAAGACGUCCCAGACGCGUGCGCUCGUUGGAACUAGAUCGGCUAAGAUAUAUAGCAAAUAGAGACACUUCGUUCCGUUCCGGGAGGUUUGGUAAGUCCGUGUCUUGCUGACGCGCAACCGGAUGUGUCGGGGGAAUGGGGGACGUUAUAUAUAUAUAUAUACUCGCGGGCCGACUUUGUUAAUACAGUUUGUACAGUUACACUUGUAGCUAUAAGCGAAAGGCAACCCAGCAGUCGAUCGACGGCGUCGCUGAGGUAAACGUAAUUUUGCGUGGCAUUGCGUGUGGAUGGACAUGCGAUCCUCGGCGAGAAAAGAGGAAUUGAUUGUUUGGAUUCGAGGACGAGCGUUGAGAAACAUGAUAGUAUUGGUAAUAAAACGUUAAUGACAAAUUA